Aspergillus piperis CBS 112811 is the source of this 1467-nucleotide messenger RNA. RefSeq names its product LysM domain protein. Lineage: Eukaryota; Fungi; Ascomycota; Eurotiomycetes; Eurotiales; Aspergillaceae. The transcript has 3 exons. The record is from RefSeq and is a predicted model, not a curated record. Bases 1 to 1467 code for a protein of 488 amino acids.
AUGAAGUCUUUCGGCUUGGUCGUUUUGGCAGCAUUUUUUACCCUCUGCGAGGCACAGUUUCAAGUUCUAGAUGCUGGGUCCAUCGCAAACAGCACUGCUGUGAAAUUUUCUGAUGCUUGCCUAACUGCUUUGCAGGGCACUGUCAACUGCAACAGCAGUUUGGUGAAUAUUGCCGCCGCAGAUGAUGUUUAUGGCAUUAGCAAUGAUACAUACGCCUACCUUUGCACCAAUAGCUGUGGUUCAUCUCUGGAAAUAUAUCACAAUACCGUCUCAUCUGCUUGUCCUGGCCAGGAUGAGGCUUGGAGUGGAUAUCCAGCGACAUAUUUUGGAGAUGUGUACUGGGCGAGCUACAAUCUGUCUUGUUUGGCAGAUCCCACCUCCGGGGCGUCAUGCAUUGAGUUGUACCAGCUUCUCCAAAAGACGCCAUAUUCAUACUACGAUUCCGAGAUGGCAUCCGAUUGGUCUUCCAUACAAAGUCUUUGCCACGUCACAUAUCCAACAGACGUCCCAAAGAAUCCCACAAAUGUCACUGAUAUUGCCGGAUUUGCGCCUGCAAAUUAUACUUCGCCAAGCUGUUUGUCAGAAGCGACGUACACGGUUGUUUCAGGGGAUAAUUGCAUCGCUAUUUCGCAAGCGCAAAAUGUUUCCACUGGGACACUUAUCUCACUCAAUAACUUGCUCCCCGAUUGUUCUAACCUUGACGGUAACCCAACCCAACCACCCAGCGCACGGCCACAUAUGUCGCUCCAAAUAUCUGGAGACACUUGUGAAAGCAUCUGUAAUGAAGCAGGAAUCACCUUCGUCCAAUUAACCUCCUGGAACCCGACCAUCAACAGCUACUGUUCCAACCUGAUAGCUGGACAAGCCGUUUGUGUCGGGCAGGCAGGAUCGACAUGGACUGGGACAACCAUCCCAGGCGCUUCAGCCACUCAAACCGGCGUCUACGCCACUACCACCGUUGCCGCUCCAAGCAACCUGGCUUAUGGGACCACAACCGACUGCGGCCAAUAUUACGUUGUGCAAAGUGGAGACGACUGCAGCCUCGUCGCGCUGAACAAUACCAUCACAGUCAGUUUGUUUGAGCCGAUCAACCCAUCAAUCAAUGCUGGAUGUACCAACUUGGUUCCUGGGUUGGCUUAUUGUGUGCGUCCAGUAGCAAACUGGAACAGCACCAACACGACCACGACUACGACGGCUUCAUAUGUUACUGCGCCAGCACCAACACCUUCUGGCACCACAUCUGAUUGCUACAAGUGGCAUGUGAUUAUCAGUGGAGACUACUGUGCUCUUCUGGAGAGUGAGUAUGGAAUUACUUUUACGCAAUUACAGACUUGGAACUCCAAUUUAAAUUCGACGUGUGGAAAUCUUAUUUUGGGAAAUGCAUACUGUGUGGAUGGACCAAGUAAUGUCUCAUCUACCAGCAGGAUUGCUUCUGCUACGGCGAUUUCGACGGCGCUGAAUCUUUGA